Molecule: messenger RNA, 1422 nt
Organism: Gaeumannomyces tritici R3-111a-1
Lineage: Eukaryota; Fungi; Ascomycota; Sordariomycetes; Magnaporthales; Magnaporthaceae
Exons: 2
Coding region: 400-1422 (340 amino acids)
Source: RefSeq, a predicted model, not a curated record
GCACCAUCCCUUUGAGGUCACUAUCUCUUUGAGGGUUCCAAAAGGACCUAGAUACAAAUAGGCAUGCCUGCUUUCCUUUAUCCCUUCCUUGCGAGAUUUCCAUCUGCCAGGCCCGUCUUUCGUUCUAUCUGCAUUGCCCACCAUUUGCACUGGCGAGCACAACAGGUCAAUACACCACCAUCAACAUUAUUCCCAAGUUAUCAUAGGGAGGAUCUUGCCACGCACCCCAAGCAUUCCAUCUGAAAGACACGCAUAUCUUUGCCCCUUGGCAGCCUGCACCGCCUCACUACGUUGUUCUUAUCUGCCCUUGGUGUUAACUAUCUUCUCUCGCCGCCUCCCUGCCUCCCUUCCCCGGCACCCGAAAUAUCUACUAGCAUACCUCUAGGCCCGUCAGCAACAAUGAACAGCUCGAUAGUCGAGGCGCCAAAGCGCACCCAACUGCCCUCUCUCUGGACUGGCAACUAUCGAGAUGGAAGCUUCCCUCCAGACCCCAGCUAUACCCGUUUGCCCUCGCUCUCGGCCGGACCGAUGCUGGCGUCCCCGAUGUCGCCGCGGGCCGCACCCCCCUCCACCCCGGCGUCGUUUGGCAACAGCCCGACCGUCCUGCACCCGCGCGACACGAUCGGAGACUCGGUCAACGAGCUCAGCCGGUCGUUGAUCCACAGCCUGAACCAGGGCAUGGGCAGGCGCCUCAGCACCGCCGACUCCACCUCCUCCCCGGCCUCGUCCCCCAUGUCGGGCGUCUUCGACCGCAUGGCCAGGGGUGGCAGCCGCGCCCCGAGCGUGUACUCGGCCAACACGUCCCUCCUGCUGUCCGGGGUCAGCCAGGCCGACGUCAAGUCCCCGGUCGGGAGGCGCAAGUUGACCGUGGCCGAGCAGAGGCACCCCGGCAGCAUCCUCGUCACCGCCGUCCCGCUCCGGCGGCUCAGCAACGGCGAGAUGCCCGUGGACGAGUCGCAGCCGGGCCGCGUCAUCAUCGCCGCCGGCGUGAUCCCCCGCGUCAAGACCCGGUCGCGCUUCGAGAUGAAGCGCAGCUUCGACCUCGGCCAGGUCCGCAAGUCCAUCGCCGGCCCGCCGCGCAGGCUCUCGAGCGCCGCCGCCGCCGGCAGCCUCGGGGGAUCCGACGCCUCCGGGCGCCGCUCCUCGACCAUGAUCCGCCCCAGCAGCCAGCAGAAUGGUGUCGCAGAUGCUGCCGACGCUCUCACCAACACACGGCAAAUCAAUUUGACCCAGGCGAGCAACUGCCUGCCCAUCAUCGCAGCCCUGAUGAUCUCGGGCCACCUGCGGGACGAGGACAGGAUCGAGCUGCCAAUGCCACACCCCGAGGCCUGGCCCAACACCUUUGCGUACGUGGCCGAGAGCCAGGGAGAGCUGACAGACGCGGUGAGGAAGAAUAUUCUGCACCUGGGCGGCAAGGUCUGA